CAAAUUCUUCUGUCAAUCAACCCGGAAGGAGGUGUUGUCAGGGCACCUUUCAAGCAUUCCUCAAGCCUCACAAUCCAGUAUGGCUGAAACCCAAUCUACCCUACGGGAGCCCUUCCUUUCUCCCAUUGACACCCGUGACGACGAAGAAAAUCAACGCUAUCAACAUUUUUUUUAUUUGAGCAACGAGGAGGUAGAACACGAAAGUCACAGCUGUACCGAAGAUCUUGAUUCGCAUUCAUCCGGUUCGGGGUCAUCCAUAUACUUUCCUCCCGAUAUUCUGCGUCUGGCUAAAAGAAAUGUUCGGAAGACACUCUCCCUGACUUUUUUCUCUUUCUUAAGUCGUUCCAUAUGGAGCCAAGGUGUCUUAUCGACCUUUGUUGUUCUUGUUUGGAAGGAUUCCCCUGCAUAUGUCGGUUAUGCAUUGGCAACCACCGGUAUGUUUCAAAUUAUAUCGUCGAUCGCAACACGUUAUGCUACAAGGUGUUCCGAUUACAUAGCAAACCGCAUCGAAACCCUCUUGCAACUGGCAUCCAUAAUCGGAUUUUUCAUUCCGGCUAUAUUUUUCUUUGCCGUCAAAGCCCAAGGCUUUCCAUUCUUUCUUCUUGCCAAUGCUCUUUGGGGCACGUUGCUGGGAGUAAUGGAUUCAGCCUUGCCCAUUGUGUUUUCCGAAUGGACCGGUACAGAUCCUAAAACAACAACAUUGAAGUAUAGAAUGUGCCACAAUCUGGUACGACUGGGCAAUAUCGCGGGAACGCUGCUGACCCUUGCUCUAUUUGCAGCACUGGGAAAUACCUGGACUAUUGAAAACUGUUAUACAGUGAUGAUGGUCGGAUUGGGGUGCAAUCUGCCUGUUUUGUUCUUGAUGGUAACGUUAAAAUCGAUCACGUUCGCAUGGGGCGAAGACUUGAGCAGUGAGUCAUUGGAACCAGAGGAUUACAAUGUGUUAGCACAAACAGACGAAGAGCAAUACUACAACGAUAUCACUGAACAUGAAUCACAAUCGCCCUCAUGGAACGAAGAUGAAACCGAUGAUAACUUUAUUGUCGAAGGAACUAGUAUUGAAAACAUAUUUUUCGGUGCUGAGGUAGGCGAAGCAACUGAAGAUUCCUCCGAGAAGACCUGGACAGCAGUGUGGCGCACCGACAAAAUACGUGUCCCAAUACUGAUCCAUAUAUCAGAUAUGUUUUCUUCAAUUGCUGGCGGCAUGUCGAUUGGGUACUUUCCGGUGUAUCUUAUGCAGCGCUCAAAACUCGAGCCUGUUUCGAUCCAAUUUAUGUAUCUGAUUAUUCCGCUAGGCCAAUGGAUGACCCCGUUGCUGGCCAAAGCUUUGUCGAAGGCCAUCGGGCCUUGCCGUGCUUGCGUAUCGCUGCAAUGGGUCUAUAUUCUGAGCUUACUGUCUAUGAUUGCUUGUCAAUGGAAUGGGUACCCGGUAUGGAUGGUAUGCACUCUGUACGUAUUCCAUGGGUCGUUGAUGAACUCGACCUCGUCCCUUAGCAAAGCUAUGGUCCUGCAGCACGUCCCCGCCGAAGACCAGCACAAGUGGAUGGUGGUGGAAAAUGCUCAGAUGUUGCUGUGGUCGUGUGCGGGCCUUCUUGGGGGCUGCAUUGUUGACCGUUAUGGAUUAGUCGUCAAUUUUUUUGUGACCGCCGUUCUACAGUUUUUAGCCAGUGCUCCACUCGCAGCACUCAACUACUUGCUGGAACCCCCAUUGGACACGGUGCGAACCCCUACAGAAGCCGAAAUGGAUGAAUCGAUCGACAGCAGCUACGAUUGCGACGAUGAGAUCAAUACCUCUCUGUGUUGUGGUUCGUAUCUGCAAUCGAAAGCAUCGUCUAAUUCUGUUGGUGGAUAUAGAAUUGAAGCUUUAAGUCCUUCGACCCAAGCAACCGAAAUCGAUUUCGAUUCGCCCAGAGAGAUUACAACGAUCUCUAUUCAUGUUGUAUGAAUGCCAACACAUGGGCACGGCUAAGCGUUUUUUUUUGGCGCCGAUAUAGCAUGUUACAUU
This is a messenger RNA of Pseudo-nitzschia multistriata, 2005 nucleotides long. Lineage: Eukaryota; Bacillariophyta; Bacillariophyceae; Bacillariales; Bacillariaceae. The record is from the annotation of a GenBank genome assembly.